AUGAUAUUCGAUACACAAGAUGAAGCUUACCAGUAUUACUCAAGAUAUGCUCAACAAAUGGGAUUUGCUGUGGCAAGAACAAACUCGAGAAAGGGAAAAGAUGGAAAUGUGAGACAUGUAUGUUUUGAAUGCAAUCGUGGUGGAAAGGCGAAGGUGAAAACAAGCAAUCCAGUCAAACCACGACCACAAACAAAAUGUGGUUGUCGAGCUCAGCUUAAUUUGUCUACAAGCCCGGAUGGAAAGUGGAAGAUAAAUCGGGUUGCGUUGGAGCACAAUCAUGAAAAUUGCCCGGGAAAGGCCAGAAAGCUCCUACUGAAUGAUAAAGCUGGGAUUAAAGCGUACAAGACUUAUAACUCACUUCAGAUUGAAGCAGGGGGACCUGAGAACCUUCCAUAUCUUCCCAAAGACUACCGAAAUUAUGUGGAUAGCGAGCAACAUAAAUUACUUGUUGAAGGAGAUGCUGAGGCAAUGCAUAGCUAUUUCAUGAAGAUGAAAACUGACAAUUCUGACUUCUUUUUUGCCAUGGAUUUGGAUGAUAAGGGUCGACUAGUGAAUGUAUUUUGGGCUGAUGCAAGGAGUAGGGCAGCUUGUAAGGAGUUUGGGGAUAUUGUGACGUUUGACACAACGUACUUGGCAAACAAGUAUGACAUGCCUUUUGCUCCAUUUGUAGGUGUGAACCAUCACGGUCAGUCGAUUUUAUUAGGAUGUGGUCUCAUCUCUCAUGAAGACACCAAGUCAUUCUCGUGGUUAUUUAAGACUUGGAUGACAUGCAUGUGGGAAUGUGCUCCCAAAGCAAUUAUUAUCGAUCAAUGUAUGUCCAUGAAGAAUGCGAUAGAAGAAAUAUUUCCUAACACUCGACACCGGUGGUGCAUAUGGCAUAUCUUGAAAAAGGUGCCAGAAAAGUUGGGAAAGUACGACGCGUAUAAAUCAAUUUCAACUUCUUUACACAAUGCAGUUUAUGAUUCACUGACAAUAGAAGAAUUUGAGGAUGCUUGGGAUGUGUUCAUCAAAAAGUACCAACUCCAAGAUAAUGAAUGGUUACAUGGGUUGUACUUAGAGAGGAAUCGAUGGGUGCUGGCUUUUGUGAAAGAUGUAUUUUGGACGAAAAUGUCAUCCACACAAAGAAGUGAGAAUAUGAAUUCAUAUUUUGAUGGUUACAUCAACUCAAAGACGACCUUGAAACAAUUUGUAGAGCAAUAUGGGAAUGCAUUGGCUAAAAAGGUGGAAAAUGAGAAACAUGAAGAUACGAAAGAUUUGCACUCUUACAUCCCGUGCAUAACUGCAGCUGAGUUAGAAAAGCAAUUUCAAAAUGUUUACACGCAUGCGAAGUUUAAAGAGUUUUUAAUUGUUCUUUGA
Molecule: messenger RNA, 1356 nt
Organism: Rhododendron vialii
Lineage: Eukaryota; Viridiplantae; Streptophyta; Magnoliopsida; Ericales; Ericaceae
Product: protein FAR-RED IMPAIRED RESPONSE 1-like
Exons: 2
Coding region: 1-1356 (451 amino acids)
Biological process (GO): regulation of DNA-templated transcription
Source: RefSeq, a predicted model, not a curated record